AUGGGAGAUUCCUUGAACCUAUCCCAGCUCAUCUCUUCAAUCUUGUACUGGUUGGUGACUGACUUCCAGGUUGCCAGGUUAUUUGGGCCAGCAAUCUUUGAUGCUUCAAAGCUGAAGGUCAUGUUCGUAGGUGUUGAUGAAAAGAAGCAUCCAGGGAAGAAUCCAAGAAGCUAUACACUUACACACAGUGAUACAACCUCUAAUCUCACUCUCUCCAUCUCUCAAACCAUAAACAACUCCCAGUUACAAGGGUGGUACAACAGGUUACAGAGAGAUGAAGUAAUUGCAGAGUGGAAAAAAGUAAAAGGGAAAAUGUCUCUCCAUGUUCAUUGUCACAUAAGUGGUGGUCAUUUCCUUUUAGAUCUGUGUGCUAGUCUCAGAUACUUCAUUUUCUACAAAGAACUUCCUGUGGUUUUGAAGGCCUUUGUCCAUGGAGACGAGAAAUUGUUCAACAAGUACCCUGAAUUACAGGAGGCUUUGGUUUGGGUUUAUUUCCACUCAAACAUCUCAAAAUAUAAUAAGUUGGAUUGCUGGGGUCCACUCAAGGAUGCAGCAACAGGUCCUAGUUCUAUGGGUGUGGCCCACCAGGAUAGGAGAGAGAUACCCUCCUGGUCAAGCCACAUGGAUAUGCCACAGCCAUGCUCAGAGGACUGCACAUGUUGCUUUCCACAAGUGGGCUUGGAUCACUUGGUCACUGGAUCAUAA
Molecule: messenger RNA, 705 nt
Organism: Cornus florida
Lineage: Eukaryota; Viridiplantae; Streptophyta; Magnoliopsida; Cornales; Cornaceae
Product: protein STAY-GREEN homolog, chloroplastic-like
Exons: 5
Coding region: 1-705 (234 amino acids)
Source: RefSeq, a predicted model, not a curated record